AUGAGCUCCAAGGCAGUCRACGUCCCCACGGACGUCAAGACCAAGGAGAAGGAUGUCAAUGCGAAGCUUCAAUUGUACGGAAUCUACGAGGCAUUUGCCAAGGGCAAGGUGCCAUCCAACAAGCAAAUCGAUGUUGCGAUGAACAGUGCGCUUUCGUGGAARCAACUUCAGAACCCGUCGAAGAAGCUGUCUCCGGACGGCCAAAAGUUGGUCGCCGACCUACGCACCGUCAUUGAGCAAGCCAAGCUUUUGCUUCUCUCCAAGAACCAAGGUGAUCUGCUCCAGCAGUUCAUCUGGCAGACUCAGCACAUCGGUGCGGGCAAUGCCGGCGCAGUCGGCGCACCAGUCGACAAGGACACUGCCAAACAACAUGGCAACCAAGCACUUGAAGGUCUUCGUACCCUCGCCCAGCUCGUCAUCACCAACGGACAGUUCCGCAAGCUUUUGAGUGACGCAUCUGUCCUCGUUCGCGACAUUGUCGGCGAUGCUGCACAAAACGCGGCUUCGACCGUCAAGCCUGAUGAGGAGCGAUUAGAGAAGCUUGAUGAGCCUGCACCUGAUAACACAUGGCAUGACGCUCCUGAUCUUAGCAAGGACAWCAUCAAGAAUCAGAUUCAGUCCAAGGUGCCAAUUGGCAAGGGUGACGCCAAGAAGGCUGUCGGAGAUGUUGCGCAAGCUGCCAACCCUGACGGCUCCCGCGACCCAGCGGACKCUGCCAAGGUCGCUCAGAAUGACGCUCAGCAAGGCAACAAGUCCACCAACUUGGAUCUCAACAAUGCUGCCCAGACCGCACAGGCGAAGGCAAAGCAAGCUGUUGACGAGAAUGUGGACGAGGACCAGAAGCAGAAGGCUCGCGAAUACCGCGAGAAGACCAACGAGUACUUCAAGAAGAAGGUCCCAAAGGAGCGCCGCGAGCAGACGAUCUACAGACUGAAGAAGAUGAUCGUUGAGAUUCAGGGCCACUCCGACUACCAGCAAGCGAUUGACACGCUUCUCCGCCUGGCCGAGGAGUACACCGGCCACACCAAGAAUGUUGCUGGCCAGACUCAGGGCGCAGUGAAAGAAUUCACUGCGAACAGCAAACCGAUGCUGACAUCACUCAAGGUUCUUCUUGAGCGCUUCGCCAACAGCACCUCUUUCGACGAUCUCUUCGAGUCGAUCAACCAGAUCUAUACCGACGCCGAUAACGAUCCCGAGCUCAAGGGCUGGUUCAAGGACAUUGAUCAGUUCGUUCGCAAGUGCUUGAAGGAACAAGGCUACAUUCUUCAGGAGGAGUCCGACCAGGCGUGGAAUAAGCUUUACGACCAUGGCAACUUCCUCCUCCGUGAGCGUUACCGCAACCACACCAACCGCAUCGUGGACGAGACCAAGUUCCUCGCCGAGCAAUUUGAGAAGGACCCCCAGAACAAGCAGUUUGGUGAUUCGAUGGACAAGCUCUUCAAGGAUCUCGGUAACGACGCAAAUGGAAAGCCUGAGUUCAAGCCUCACUUGCUCAAGGACCUCAGCGAGGUCAUUCUCCCUGGUUUCUUCGAGAACGUCCGUUACGUUCCAAUUCCUCGCAUCGAGUUCUCGGACCCCAUGAUCGAUGCCGUGAUCGAGAACCUUGUCAUCGAGGGCGACAACCUUGCACCCAACAUGAUGGAGUUCGGCAGCGACAACUACUGGAAGUGGGGACGCAAGACCUUCACAUCUAAGAACAAGAACUCUGUGCUGCUCUCAGUUUCCGGGAUCCAGAUGGAUCUUCGCGAUGUCGCUUACUACGUCAAGAAGAAGGAAGGUUUCCCAGGUGUCACUGACAAGGGUGUUAUGGAUGUCUUCCUCGGAGGCACUGGCCUGAGCUUCAAGGUUGCAAUGGAGACGGCCGACAAGUCUGACAAGCAGCACUUCUUCAAGAUCAGCAAGGUGACUGUCGAGUUGAAGAACUUGAACAUCAAGCUGAAGCAGUCCAACCACAAGCUGCUUUUCGGCCUCUUCAAGCCCCUCUUGUUCAAGGUCCUUCGUCCAGUCAUCCAGAAGGCUGUUGAGAAGCAGAUCCGCGACAGCGUGAYUCAAGCCGACGCCUUCCUUUACCAGGUCAAGCAGGAGGUUGACAAGGCUGUCGAGGAGGCGAAGAACAACCCUGACCCAGAGAACCUUCAGAACAUCUACCAACGCUACUUCACUGCUUUCCAGAAGCAGAUGUCCAAGGGCGAGCAGAAGAAGAAGGAGUUGGAGGCCAAGAAGGACCAGACUAGGGUCAACGUCGCUGUCACCCAGCACGACUCUAUCUUCAAGAACAUUGCCCUUCCUGGCGGCAUUAGCACCAAGGCCACUGAGUACAAGGACUUGGCUGCUAAGGGCGAAGAGUGGCAGUCACCAGUGUUCUCCAUCGGAUCCGCCGGCGAGUCUAAGGGCCUGCCAGCUGCUGCCAACGUCACCCGCAAGCCUCACAGCGCAACCUCAGCCGUCCUCCGCGGUAAGGACGGCAACCCUGUGGCACCCUCCGCCAGCACUCAACAACAGGGAGCCGGUUUCUCGUCACAGGUAAAUGAGGCUUUCAAGCCCGACACCACCACCGACACCACCCUCGGCCGCAACAACCCGGUCUUCCAGGGACAGGUUUAG
This is a messenger RNA of Ramularia collo-cygni, 2604 nucleotides long. RefSeq lists its product as uncharacterized. Bases 1 to 2604 code for a protein of 867 amino acids. The record is from RefSeq and is a predicted model, not a curated record. The transcript is spliced from 7 exons. Gene Ontology annotation, molecular function: lipid binding. Lineage: Eukaryota; Fungi; Ascomycota; Dothideomycetes; Mycosphaerellales; Mycosphaerellaceae.